This is a messenger RNA of Batrachochytrium dendrobatidis JAM81, 624 nucleotides long. RefSeq lists its product as uncharacterized. Gene Ontology annotation, cellular component: RAVE complex. The record is from RefSeq and is a predicted model, not a curated record. The coding region runs from base 1 to 624 and encodes 207 amino acids. The transcript has 5 exons. Lineage: Eukaryota; Fungi; Chytridiomycota; Chytridiomycetes; Rhizophydiales.
AUGAACGGAGCAGCAGUCGUAAAAGGAGAUCUGACCAUCAAGCUUGCACACUACAAUCGUGCAAGUCCUUUUAAAAUCUCUAUUAACCAGAGCAAACCAUGUGUGUUGAGUCAAAUGUCACUGGCCAAUAACUGUCUUGUAACUUGUAUGGACCUUUUGGCAUGUGCGACAGAGGUUUAUGAUACGGAUUUGGAUAUGCGACAUUUCCAAGAUGCCAUUUCAAAUAUCGUUCGGUAUCUUGUCAAGGCAAGAGAAUACCUUGAAACUCCAUCUGAAUCGCAACUUUUUCCCCAGAAAGAGCCAGAUCCCAAGUGCUUCCAGCCAGAGCUUCAGGACGAUCUAAUCAUCGAGUUUUCUACUAAACGCACACUAUUGAAUGUUUCUAUUUACGCAUUGAGUCUACACCAGCAAGGAAUACCUCUUCAUCUUCAAAACAAACUUCUUGGAAAAUUCAAGCACUUUAAGAUUGGAUCCUACAAGGGAAAAGAGAUAGAAAUUGUUGAUGAAGUUUCCAUUGAUAUUGUUUCACCAAAAUUAGCGGAAGCAUUUAAUUCUAUUGAGCACACCGAAGCAUUAUGUCGUGAUACUCUUGCCAAACUCACCAUGCAUAAUAGUGUCUUUUGA